This is a messenger RNA of Daldinia caldariorum, 1663 nucleotides long. RefSeq lists its product as uncharacterized. The coding region runs from base 239 to 1348 and encodes 369 amino acids. NCBI's taxonomy places the organism in Eukaryota, Fungi, Ascomycota, Sordariomycetes, Xylariales, Hypoxylaceae. The transcript has a single exon. The record is from RefSeq and is a predicted model, not a curated record.
UUCUCCCUAGAAGCCGUAGAGGUGUUAACGAGGGAAAAAAAGAAAAGACCAAGAGGGUUCGGUGAUAGUCCCGGUAUAGUAGCCCGUAUAUAUGCUCCUUUUUGGUCAUAAUGGCCUUAUCGUCAUCUUUUGAUGUUCUAAUAUAGGCAUUGGUAUUUUUCCUUUUCUUUUUUUUUUUCUAUUAUAAUCGAGUGAGUUUUCAGAUGUAGCUUAGGUACGUUUCUUUUUUUUGCCUGAGAUGCCCGUCACAGUCAGGCCGUCAAAUCAUGGGUCAGCAUCCUGGGCAGGUCGUAGAUAUCGACUCGCGUCGUCGCCGGAGAUAUUGCUGCAUUACACGCUGACCGACGACACGCGCACCAGCCCGCCGCGGGCCAGACAGUUGGUGCAGAGCUCGUUCGCGGCGCUCGAGAGGAAGGAUAACGUCUUCGCUACCAAGAAUGGAUUUGUUCACGCGUGCGUGGAUGCCUAUAAUGAACAUCAUUGCCUGGUGAUAAGGCCGGAGGAUGUCUGGUUCGCCAUCUUGACGCAGUUUUGCGCUUACGUUAAUGGGCACGCGGAGGAGCUGCGCAAGCGGUUCUGUGUCCACGAGGGCCAGCAGGAGUUGCAUAUCGACGUCACCCUGGACGACGUCGAUCAUGGUAAAUUGGCGUACAUAAUGACGAAAAUUCUGGGUGAAAGACUGCGGGACGAGAGCCUGCAGCAAUGGAUCCUACCGGCUUUUACGACUACGACCAAGGUGGACCAAGCCGUCGCCAGUAUCAUCUUUAUGGGCACGAUGCAGAAGUAUUUCACUUAUAGCUGGGGGACGCGAUGCGGGAUACCGUCCGUAACUUUACUCGGCGAGGAGAGCGAUUGGGUCAAGAUCCAGGAACGAGUUGAGCGCAUGGAGACCCUUGGCUCCGAGCCGUCCCGGUGGCUUCGACUGCUCCGGCCUAUCCUGGACGGGUUUGUGACCAGCUUUAGAGAGCCAGAGGGUGAGGCCACGAGGAGGUUCUGGCAAGGCAUCUGUAACGAGCACGUACCUAACGGCAGCGGCACUACGACCUACUCUGGAUGGAUCACAUCAUUCUGCUUCUGGGACGAGGCCGGCCGAUGCUUGCACGGGCCUAAGCUGGGCCAGGAGGUCAGGCUGACGAGGAGUCAGAUGCCGAGCGGGUUCAGCAAAGUCCCAGUGACGCUCUUGAACGACGGCAUCGAGAUCCCGACCGAGAUGGUGGCGGGCUCGAUGGCGAUUCGAGCGUUCCGAUCCAAGGAUACGGUCAGCCCAUGCGGCAGACCGCAGAUGCGUAGAAGCGCUGGGAAUGAUACGAUACAACCCGAAAUCGGAUGGAUUAUGUAUAAGACAUGACAUGACUGCGCUGGGGGGGAUAUGGUACUAUCUACUACUAAAACUAAUGGUAAGUCUAGGCCUUCCUAUAUACCUGAGCGGAGGACAUAUCCAUUCUUUUCUCCACAGGAACUACGACUGAGAAGGGCGUAACUAACCCGUCCUCAUAGUGUAAUAUCAACACCAAUUCCCGAGUUUGGGAGCUGCGGCCCCUGCUGCCGCGAGCCUUCGCUACCUAGUACUUAACCAACAGCCUCGGAUCGAUGCAAAUAUCCAAUCACAUCAACCCCACCCCCCGGGAAAGGGGGAGGAGGGGUUACGAUUGAUUGAUUCAUA